UAUGUUUUCAAAUGCACAUGUGCGGUGGAACAUUCGGUGAUGAAAUAUACGCGAUAAGUUUCUAAAUACUUCUACGUAUACUAUAUUUAUUACAGCAGAUCCGUGUAAAUGGCUUUUAGUCGCAAUGCUAAGGUAUUAUGUAGAGGAAUAUAUAGAGCUUACUGUAGUCAAGCUGACUUAACGUUAGUAAAGGAGAAAAAUGGUGUUAAAAGAAUUACAUUGAAUAAUCCACGGAAAAGGAAUGCUCUUUCUUCUGCUAUGCUCACUAAACUUAGGCAAGAUAUUUUUCAAAAUGUGGAUGAUAUUAACCUUCGAUGCAUUGUGCUUGAAAGUAAUGGACCAGUUUUUUCUUCAGGCCAUGAUUUAAAAGAAUUGACCGAUGCUGACCAAAAAACUAGGGAAGAUAUAUUUGCAAAAUGCUCUGAAUUAAUGGUCGGACUCAGAAAAAUACCAGUGCCAAUAAUAGGAGUUGUUAAUGGUUUAGCAGCAGCAGCUGGUUGCCAAUUAAUUGCAUCAUGCGACAUAACUAUUGCUAGCACUCAUUCACAGUUUUCAACUCCUGGAGCUUCAGUUGGGCUUUUUUGUUCAACACCUGGUGUAGCUGUAUCCCGAAAUGUUCCACUUAAAAUUGCUUCAUAUAUGCUACUUACUGGAAAUAAUUUAAAUGCACAAGAAGCGGUGCAGUCUGGUCUAGUAAGUAAAGUUGUUAGUCCAGAGCACCUUGAGCAAGAGGUGGAGCAUGCUAUCCAAUCAAUUUUAUCUAAAAGUCGAAGUGUUCUUGCCUUGGGAAAGAAAUUUUUCUAUGAACAACAUGAUAAGAACAUUGAAGAGGCUUAUAGGUUGGGGUCUCAAAUAAUGGUGCAGAACUUAGCAAAUAAAGAAGCUAUAGAAGGUAUUAAAGCAUUUUUUGAAAAACGUGCUCCAAACUGGCAUCCUGUUUAACACAAUACCAACUGGGCUUAAUUUAUGCAAAGGAAAAAUGGGAAUAUAUCCCAGGCCUCGUCUUUCAGGGUGUUCAAAUCCUUCUGUAAUAUUUAAAAUAUGUAACAUUUUAAAUAAUUUAUCUGUAAGCUUUAUAUAAUUAGAAGCAGGAAUAAAAUAAAAAAAUUCAUAUUUUAGUUUUUUUUAUGUUUUAAAAAAUUAGACAUUAGAAUAAUUAUCUUGCACUUUCAUUAGCAACUGAUGCUAUUUAACAAAACCUUGUUUUGUAAAAUAAAAUUAAAUCUGCACAGCCAUUUCUUAUUGUCAUCUGCCCAUUAAAUUUGAAGCUUGUAGUAUUAUGUGAAUAUGAGUAUUAAACCAGAAGUUUUCCUACACGAUGAGUAGGAACUCUUAAUAAGCAUAAUAAAACAUUUAUUAUGGGAAAAAUAUAACUAUUAUGCCACAAACAUGAGCUCUAUAUUUGGAAAGAAAGUAAAGAUAACAAGCUGUUGCCAAUUUUAAAAAUCUAAAUAAGAGUUCAUAGUUGUUAAACUGAUGAGAAAUUUAAUUGCAUUAUUUUUGUAUUAAAUAGGCAAUCUAAUUAAUUUAAGAUUUUUAAUAACUUCACUAAGAAUUUGUUAGAUCCUGCUUUUUAUCCGAGGUUUUUCCAGGGAAAAAAGAAAUUAGUUUAAAAUGUUCAAUCUUAAAUUUUAUAAAGCAUUUGACAAACAAAAAAAAGUAAAUUAUUUGGUACUUUCAUAAAAUAUUUUAUACAGUUUUGCAUCAGUUGUAUCUAUUAUAGUAAAAAAAAAAAAAAAAAAAAAAAGAAAAGAAAAUAAAUGGAGGAUGAAGGGGGCCCACAUAAAAUGUUUUGCCUCCAACUUCGAUAUUUGUAAAGACCCUGAAUGCCAAAUCAAGUUUCUAUUUCAAAUGUAAAAUAAUGUAUUAAGUGUUUUAAAUUUUUUGUCUAAUAAGAAAUGUUACAUUAAUGUAGAAAAAAUGGCAAUAUAAAAAAAACCAUGUGUGAGCUAAGGUAGAUAAGACGAGCUUUCAGAUUCAGUAGUUGUUUUAUAUUUUUUUAUUGUAAAUAUUUUAUAAAGAAUGAGAGUGUACAAGUAUCUUUCCACAAAACAAAUAUAUGCCAUUUUUUGGGGGGGGAGGGCUACUGCAGGCGUUCUUACUGCUGUUUUUGCACAGAAGGCAAUAAACUGGGUGUAACAGACUUCAGAAUGCGUUAUCUGAAUUUAUUAUUGCACAAAAUAUAAUGACCUUAUAAUGUGCUACCAUUGUUGUUAUUGGUAAAUAUAUACUAAAAACUUUAUUCUAAUAAAUAUGUCCUUAUUUUUCAUUUCUUUCUAUAUUUUUUAACUGAUCAUCUGUAUAAUUUGACAAUGUAAAUUUUGAGUAAUGUAGAUUAGACUCCAAAUUAACCACAGUAAUCACUAAGGCAUGGUGUCCAUUGUUUACUUGGUUAAUAUGACAAAAAAAGAUCAGGAAAGAGGAAUACUCCAUUAUAUUAAAAAAUACUAUUUAUACUUUCCUUUCCUUUAUAAAAGUUUGCUUUAGAGAAUGAGUUUGUUUGCUCCAAUAAUAAAUUAAAUUCAUUCAAAAUGAGAACACACUCCAAACAGAUAAAACAGUGCUUUUGUUUAUAUACUUGUAUUUUUAUAAUAAGUUAGCCUGAAAUCUAAUCUGUGCUAUUAGGAGUCUGUGGGAAAAAGAGGUUUAAUAGCUGUAUACGCAAUUUAUUUUUGCGAUUUCUCAGUUAAUUUUUAAUGAAUUAUUUAACAACAUUUUUAUAUUCUAAAUUAUCUACAAUUAAAUUAUAUACUGUUGAGGAUAAAAACAAUCUCUAAAUACUGUAGUAUCAGCUGCCACCACAGACAGGAUCUCAUUCAUUUUCUUCAUCCUUUUUGCAUUUCUUGUAGAAAUGUCACUUUAUUACAAUGGUUUGCAAUAGUGAUUUUUCUGUUGUUCUGUAUUUAACAAAUUCAACCCCCUUUUUUUCAGAUAAAGUCUGGUUAAUAAACUCUCUCUUCUGUCAGGAGUUGACUGUAUGUGAUCAGUUUUAUUAGUUCUAUUUUGUUAACCAAGUUUUGUUUUAAAUUCAGGCUAAAUAAGAUACAGGAUUCAGGCUAAAUAACAUGCAGAUUAUUUCCAUGAAAAUGCAGUGGCAUGUAAAUUAAUAAAAAAGUAAAAAAAAGUUCUGUAGCAUUCUUUAUUUUCCAUAUUUCACUUUAGUCAGCUUUCCUGGUAUUGGAUGUGCUAGAUUUUGUCCAUGUUAAUCAACUAUCUAAUUACUAUCUACUCCAGAGAAUGUUUUAUUAUUUUGGUUUUAGUGUCUAGCAAAAAUUCCUGAUUCUCGAGAAAUAUCAUACCUGAAUUAUAAAUGGACUCUUAAUUUAAAAACAUUUCUGCUUAUCUAAAAGAUCCUGACCAUUUUGAGUAUCAGGAUAUUAUGGCUAUUAGGAAUAGAGCCGUGAAUUAUGAAGUAAUUGAUAACAUCUUAUUAGCAAAAGCAACUAAUGAAAGUGAGAGUUACUGGUUAUUCCAACUAGUUUAAGGUUGAGCAUUUUCUAGGAAUUGCAUGAUUCUUUAUUCUUAAUACAGCGAAUUUGCAAGGCUGUAUAUUUUCCACGGUUACAAAAUUCUAGAAACUUGAAGCGAAACUGAAAAUUAAACUGAGUUGCUUUUAAAGGACAUAAUCCAUCAGAUAUUUAGCUUUUGAAAUUUCUAUGAGCAAAAAUACUAAAAGUUAUACCCUUUGCUUUACUUUAAUGGGCAUGCAGUAAAUAUAUUUUUUUUAAAUUACAUAAUACAAAACAAUUAACCAUUUAGUAGUAUAUGAUGUUAAACAGAGGUUUUUGUUUUAAUUUUUCAGUUUAUAGCCACAGAAUAAGUGCUUUGACUGAACACAUUUAGAAAUUUCUUUAUGCUGUUAGUUAGUAUCUAUAUCUUUAAAAUCUAUCUAUCUUUAAAAUACGAAAAAUCUCUUUAUUGUAUUAGAAUGAGUUUAAAAUCUUUCCACAUGUGAGCAAUCUAGAAUAGAUCUUCAUUUGAAUUAACAAAUGAAAAUACUAUAUAAUUAUAAAAUUUCUUUGGAAAACAAAAGCUGUCACCAGCAGAUUUUGAUUAGUCUACCAAUUCCACAAACAGAUAAAAUUAUAAACUUUGUUGCCAUACUUGUAAUCGUAAUUUAAGAUUUAAAUUAUUAGGUAUGUGAGCAAGCUUACUAUAAGUUGUUCACUCACCUUUUGAAAAGUUGCCCAAAAUAUAAAGGCUCAAAUAAAGUUCUGUUGUACAAAUCCUAUUUAAUUUCUAUUUCUAAUACUUUCAUUUUAACUUAUGAACUGCAGAAUGUUGUUUUAAUUGUAACCUAAUCUAAAAUUCUAAAUAAAUAAAUAUAAGAGAA
Stegodyphus dumicola is the source of this 4333-nucleotide messenger RNA. Its product is annotated as enoyl-CoA hydratase domain-containing protein 3, mitochondrial. The record is from RefSeq and is a predicted model, not a curated record. Gene Ontology annotation, molecular function: hydro-lyase activity. Gene Ontology annotation, cellular component: mitochondrion. NCBI's taxonomy places the organism in Eukaryota, Metazoa, Arthropoda, Arachnida, Araneae, Eresidae.